AAGUAACUUCCGGAGCGAGUUCGAAGUUCUGCACAAAGCACAGUCUCCGCAAUGCGUUUCUCGCUGUCGGUCCUGCUGCUCGUGGGCGGCUGGUUUGCCGCCCCCGCUAACGCCGCCUCCACCGCCCCCGCCACGGUGCCUCUCUACCUCAAGUUCAUGGCCGACCAGGCCGAGCGCUACGAAUCUGGACACUCCAAUCCCGGACAGUGGCAGCGCAUGGCCAGCUCCGUCGCGCCACACCAUGUCCACGCAAGCGAGUUCUUUGUGAAGAUGAAGUUUUUGGUUCCGAACGAUGAGUGGAGUCUGCAGGAGAACCGCUCGUUGCUGCUGGUGCUCACGCCACGCGCAAAUCAUGACGAGAACCUGUCGGUGGUGGUUAGGGGCUUAGAGGGGGACAGAACGCCGUGGCAAAUGACCACGCCGCUGUCCGUCGAGAAGAACUUCCUCAAGCUCAACCUGACCGAGCACAUCGACCCAAAGCGCCAGGAGUUGCUGCAACUGGAACUGCUCUUCUUGAACGAACGAGGCCGCCAGGUCGACCCUGAUGAAGCUGUUAUCGUAACUGGACUUGAGCAUGGACCACUACUCGUCAUCACAGAGAACAAUGAUGAGUCAGCGAAACGGGCGGUGCGUCCCCGUCGGAUGACUGCACCGGUGUUCCCGCACGGGCUGCCAGGAUGCCGGCUGGAGCAUUGGGCACCUGAGGCGACGCAGGUGGGCUGGGCGGACGUCGUCUACCCGCGCACUUUGCGGCUCAAUCUGUGCGUGGGCCAGUGUCCGCGGCCGGUGCUGCACCACAGCCUGAAGCCGUCGAGCCACGCGCUCGCCCGCAGCGCCUUCAAGUCGCGGCACGCGCAGCAGGCUCUCAACUACCCUGACGUGCAGUGCGUGCCCAUCCGCUUCAGGCCCACCUCGCUUGUGCUCGAGCUCUCCAAGGGCAACUACACCCUCGUGCUCAGCGAAGACCUCGCCGCCAUGGACUGCGGCUGCCGCUGACCCUGCUCUUCCCUGACCUUUUUUAGGCCGAUCAAAUUAAAUGUCUCAAAUACCGACACGUCAGGGUCCGAAUUGAAAAUUUUAUUGCAUUUAACAUCCGUGCUCCGUUGUAAAAACAUAUUGAUUUUUUGAACUUUUGACUUGAAAAUCUUCAAUUGUGAUCUUAAAAUUUUGAAAACAGACAAGGAGGUAGAGUUGGGAAUUUAAUACGGGGCUAUUUUUUGAUGUUUUAAGACAGUUUAGUUUUGAUUCUAUGGCAAAUUUCGAUUAUUUUUAGCAAAAAUUCAUCACAAUAGGAAAUUUAUCGUGGUCCAAGAUCUUUAAAAGGAUAAAACAGACCAAAAAAUAACUGGCCAGUCUCGGCUUUUAACCGAUUACAACACUAACCUGGAUUACACAAGACUAAAAACAACAAACGACCAAACAACGAGAAAUUUGUGAUUUUUAAGAGAAAUUUCGUUAAUAUUAUAUAGUGCUUAGAAAACAAGCAAUGGCUUAAAAACUAGUUCAACUUCAGAAUUCAUACAUUUUUUUUAAUUGUAUUAUUAAUGAUAAUGAAUGCCCUUUUUAAAUCGUACAUACACAAAAAUAUAUAGAACGUUUUUCGCGUUCUUUAAUUUAAGGUUUUAUCGACCUUCAUAAGCGAUUUAGAGGAUUUCAAACAGUUUUUUACUCCAAAGACGGUUUUAAAACCGAUUUCAAUUUUUGUGACUUGAAAGUAUUAAAAUUACGUUGUUCGUUCUCGUAUGGUGUCUUAAAUUUAUUUACACGCACAGAAAAAAAUAUUUGAUUAAUGGUCUUAAAUUCCCAACCCUAAAGAAAUCAGAGAACCGCACUACUUACAAAAUGCUUCCUGCACCAAAUCCAAUAAGUAAGUUAGAAAGUAAGAAAUUGUCCACUUGGGAAAUCUACUCAACUUUGUAGUUGGUAAUUAAACUUCUUUGGAGAGGAAAAAUUUGCUGUAACUAAAACUUUGAAAUCUAUUUAUUUAUUCAAUUUUCGGAGCAAAAGUACAGCUAAGUUACAAGUAGUGUUGAAUGUUGUCAUUCUAUACGAUUCAAGCCUUUGAAAUGAAAAAAGAUAGGGCCCUAUACCUAACUGCUCUACUCAUUAUUUGUUGAAAAAUCACUAAUUUAGGGUCCCAAAUUUCCCCGUACGUCCUACUUUAGUGGUCUAGUUAGAUUUGAAGUAAAAAGCUUAAAUUUCUUUACAAAAAUUUCACGAGUUGUCGUUUUCCAAGUCUGGCUAUUGACAUUCCAAGUAUAUUGCAACAAUUCAGGUAUACUAGUGAUGUAAGUGCCUAUGAAUCGAAUGAAAAAUUGGCUACUAGCUCAAAAUCUGAGACCGUACGUGAGUUUUAUUCCUAAUUUCGUUCGUAAAUAAGUUAGCUGAAAUGUUACCAUUUAUAGUGCUAGCCAAACUAUAAAUAUUUGCUUACUUUCGCAAUUUUACAUGACAUUUUUAGCAUUUUAAUGAAAUUGUAAAUUGUCGCUUUAAGUAUUGUGAGUGAAGUUGUAUUUUUGACGUAGAAAGCAAAUAAAUUGAUAAAGGCGA
Cloeon dipterum is the source of this 2550-nucleotide messenger RNA. RefSeq names its product protein DVR-1-like. The transcript is spliced from 3 exons. Bases 52 to 996 code for a protein of 314 amino acids. NCBI's taxonomy places the organism in Eukaryota, Metazoa, Arthropoda, Insecta, Ephemeroptera, Baetidae. Gene Ontology annotation, cellular component: extracellular region. The record is from RefSeq and is a predicted model, not a curated record. Gene Ontology annotation, molecular function: cytokine activity; growth factor activity.